AUGAGUUGUAACUCAACUUCGUCUGCCGUAGAGGUUCAUCUAGCACCAUGGCCACAAAACCCGUUUGCUUGGGAUAUUCUGGAUGAUGAUGGAUGCGUAAAACCCGAGCCUUACGAUGAACUAGAAUGGCUGUCGCCCUACCUCAAGGUAAAUUAUGGAAUCUCCACUGUUUGUGGAGGUAUAUUCAGCCUGUAUCUGCUGUAUCUUGUCGUAUUCCAUACAAUCGAAAGUCUGGUUCCGUACAAAAAGAUUAUUUUGUGUUGCGCAGUGAGUGACGUUACGUAUUGGAUCAUCGAGAAUUUUUGUCAAUUCGUAAGUGGAAUUGAUUUUUUUGGUCGAUUUUUUAGAAGGCCAGACAAAUCGAUGGAGUUUUCUUGAUGCGACUGGAUGGACCUGCUGGAUACUUCAGCCGUGACUUCCAAGUGACAAUCACUGCGGUGUAUGUGACUGCAAUUUGUCUGGUAAACACGCUGCUUCCAGCUCAGACUUAUUUUCGGUAUUAUGCGCUGACAAGGUGAGUCGCCCAUCUUAGCGAUUCUUUUUGUCACAAAUUCAAAACUAUAAUAUUAGGUUGAUGCAUAAUUAUCCGGCGUUUUUUCAAACGAUCGGCUUUGUUGUUAUCGGAGCGUUUGUGAGGGACCCAUUAUUAACAUACAGAGAAGAUUACUUUUAUGAAAAAAAAAUUAACAAAACGCCUAUUUUCAUUAACAAAAAACGCGCCAGUAUAAACGCCGGAUAAUUAUGCAUCAACCUAAUACCAUAUACUCAAUAGUUUCAUGUGUAAUACCUGAUACACGAUACUUCCAGAUCCAAAAUCCUUGGUCCUUGGAAGACCCUGCUGCUCUUUCUGGUCUCAAUAAUAGUAAUUUUGCCGGUUUUUCUCACUUCCUUUCUUGGCUACAGCAAUUCUCCAGCAGUCCGGCCUGAAUUGAACUACGGCUCAUUAUGGUUCAACCAGUACCCUCUCCCAAUUUUAGUCAUUGGCGAUAUUGUAAGCAUAAUUUGGCACUCAAUGUUUCAAUUUUUGCAGCGCGGUUUCUGGCACUGCUCUUUCUUCAUCUACAGUGUUCUGUGCGCUUUCAUCUGUUACUCGUUGACUUUAUUCAUAGGAUUUAAGGGGCAGAAAAACCUGCGGAUCGUGCAAAAUACCAGCAGUAGAAGAACGAAGCAUCUUCAGGUCCAGUUGUCGCGGUAUCUUUUAUUACAGGUAUCCUACAACAAAUUUACCUCGGUAUUUCUGCGAAUUUCAGACUACAAUUCAACUUCUGACCUCUGUGAUUCCAGUUUCGGUUAUCAUAUUUGCCGGAUUUUUUCGGCUGGACGCAGGGCUGACGCCAACGUUUUGCAUGGUGGCGUUGAGUUGGAUUCCAAUCAUCAACCCUUUGCUUACAAUGAUUGUUAUCGCGCCGUAUCGUAAGGCGGCCAGGAAAACAUUGGCAUGCGUCUUCCCACAAAGCAAGGUCACCGUCAGUACUUCGCAAUAACGAGGUUGAACAAGAUGAGAAUGAGGCUAUGGCCGCCGCAAUUCAAGCGGCAGAUACGGCCCACCACGACACUCGAAAGGACAUUCAUUAUUACGACUCCGUCGUAAACAACCGACAAGUGGAUUUGGGAAGGAAGGAAGAUCAGUUUCGGAAGUCGUAG
Molecule: messenger RNA, 1644 nt
Organism: Bursaphelenchus xylophilus (pine wood nematode)
Lineage: Eukaryota; Metazoa; Nematoda; Chromadorea; Rhabditida; Aphelenchoididae
Source: the annotation of a GenBank genome assembly